AUGGAAUCAACAAAACUUUCUUAUGCUUCGGAAUCAUUACUAAGAAUGGCUAAUGAGAUGAAAGACAUCGAAGAAGAGGAAGAAGAUACUCUUUCUUCAGGUUCAUUGAACGAAUAUCAAGCACAACUAAAUCAAUUCAGGGCCGACCAAGAAAAGACGAAAGCAGUGCUUGAAAAGAUCAAGAAAGAAGACCAAAACCAUUCAAUAAGCUAUAUGAACGAUCAAAAUGAACUUGGUGAUAAAAUACAAGAAAUUCAAAAACAAAUGGCUGAUUUAGAAGCAGAAAAACAAAGAUUACUAAACGAACACUUUAGCAGUCUUAAUGGUGUAUCUGAUAUUACUUUCUCCCGUAGUUCUUUUAUGAUGAGUAACACUCCAAUUCAGCCAAAAUCUAUCCUUAAGAAGCUAACAAAAACACCAGAAGUAUCUCAACUCGAUUCUUCAUUCGAUCAGAACGGUAAUUUAGAAAUCGCUCCUUCUCCAAUACAAAAAGAUAAGAUUUCAACAUUAAAUGCAAAAAUAUUAGAAGAAGCUUCAUACAGAGAGCAAAUAUGCCAACUCUUUAUCGAUUUUGUAGAUACAGUUAAAGAAAAAUACGGAGAAUCUACUUCUUUUGAAGAUAUUAAGUCAACACUUUCAAAAUUAUCAAAUGAAAGAUCAAAUGUUGAUGUCUAUCUAAGGAAUAUAGAUAGUAUGAUACUCAAGAUAAAGAAUGGUUCACCACAAAAGAAACAAUCAUCUCCUCAGAGACCAAAAAUUAAUAAAGAUGAUGAAAGAAUCAAAGUUUUAUCAAAGAAAUGUCAUGAAAUUGCAGAAAACGUAUUACAAGUCUUUGAUUAUACUGCUCCUUCAGAAGAAGAGAUUAUUAAUAAUCCAAAUGUCUUAAAUGAACUUUCAAACGAUAUUAAGUUGCUUGUUACCAACAAAGUAUCCGAAUAUAAUAAGACAAUCAUGAUAUUGAACGAACAGAUUAAAAAUUACCAAAGACAAACGCUUUCAAAUCAAUCUCAAGCAACAAUUAACGAUGUUAUGAAAUUGAUGAACCAAAUCAAACAAGAAACAGAGCAGAAUCAUAAAGCACUAUUCCAUUAA
This is a messenger RNA of Trichomonas vaginalis G3, 1092 nucleotides long. RefSeq lists its product as uncharacterized. The transcript has a single exon. The coding region runs from base 1 to 1092 and encodes 363 amino acids. Lineage: Eukaryota; Parabasalia; Trichomonadida; Trichomonadidae. The record is from RefSeq and is a predicted model, not a curated record.